GGAACAGGAGGCACUUAGUGGUGUCAGUAUCCUGAAGGAAAGUAUUGUCGUAAUGCUGAUAUGAAAAGUAUGACUUUCUCUUUCCAAAUGGUUCGUCGGCAAGGUCCUCCUGUGUUGUAGCUGUACAAUGGCAGCCAAUGCAAGAACUCAAUGCCUUGGCCGCUUUUUAUACAGACAGCAUUGAAAUCGGGAAAUCGAGUUCGAUUACCGCAUACAUCUCAUGCUGUAUCUAUUUUUAGUUUGAUUGAUGUUGGGCUUGGGUCGCAUACCAAUCACGUUGUUCUCAUUUUUAUUCUCCAGUUUGGUUGGUCUUGUUAGGUUCAGCUACGUGCCACGGAGUCGCCAGUCUGAAUUGAGACAAAGUGCAAAAGUCAG
Molecule: messenger RNA, 375 nt
Organism: Amoebophrya sp. A25
Lineage: Eukaryota; Dinophyceae; Syndiniales; Amoebophryaceae
Source: the annotation of a GenBank genome assembly